AUGGGCCUCAGAAUAUCUCUCGAGCAGACGCGCUCUGUGUCUCAAGGAUUUGUUGCUCAUCUCGAAGCGGAAGCAGAAGCGAAUGGAGAUACUACACCUGUGCCUACAGUUUCCGAGGAAGCACAGAACGGGGAGGACGAGGAGGACGAGGAGGAAGGCGCCGAAGAAGAGGAAGACAGCGAAGACGAUAUCGAAAUUAUUAUGGAGCCUACCUCUCGAACCCUUGACUUUCGGCAACAAACCGGUCGGGCACCAGGGAACCGUGUAACAAGCUUUAGCACGCCUGCACGAGCACCUGCGGCGCCGCAGCCCACCUUGACCACAGAGUACACACCGCGUGAACGAGUUGGUGUCACCAAACUGACUUCGACACAUGCUUCGUCCACCACUCCUCUUCCUGCCCUUUCUGCUGCCUCAGGCACUAUAACAACCCAAAAUCCAGGCGAUAGCGAGCAGCAGGUAGCCGAUGCGGGGCCUGACCCCUUGACUCUACCUCCCGCAAAAGCACCUCCUUCACAUCCAACCAUUAACCCGGAUGCGCCUGGCACAUUCGACAAUCGUUCCAUUCUGGAAGUAGAUCUGAAUGCGCUAGCAGAGAAGCCAUGGAGGCGGCCAGGGUCCGACUUGAGCGACUGGUUCAACUACGGAUUUGAUGAGCUUUCGUGGGAGGCGUAUUGCUAUCGGCGGAGAGAGCUGGGCGAAGUUGCAAACGUACUGAAAGCCAAUGUCCUGACUUUUGCAGGAAUGCCUGAAGAGCAGCUAUCCUCUUUACCCCCGGAGAUCCGUACUAUGGUCAUUGCAGGUGCUACGGCCAUGAUGGCAGGCGGCGGCGGGGGACCCAACGCUGGAGGAAUGAUGGCUCCUGGUGGGGGCAUGAACAUGAAUGGGGGAGCACUCAUGAGCCAGAUGAUGAACAUGGGCUCAAUGAUGAACCCGAUGAUGCAGGACAUGGGCAUGAGUGUUGGUGCGGGGAUGGGCAUGAAUGGUGAGAUGGGCAUAGGUAUGGGUGGCGGAGGGCCAGGUAUGCAGAUGGGCGCGGGCGCGCAAGGCAUGGGUGGGGCAGGACCAGGCCCAGGGAUGAUGCAGGACAGUCCAGGACCAGGCGUAAUGGGUGGUGUACCUCAGGGUAGCCCGGAGGGUCAGAUAAGUAUGGGUGAAGGCUUCGGGCCAGGUGGAUCGGUGCCUGGACAAGGGAUGAUGGGUAUGGGGGGAGAAUUUGGGAUGCAGCAGGAUCCGACGUCAAUGGGUCAGCAGAUGUAUCCUGGCAUAGAAGGCAGUACUACACCAGUUGCUGCACCUACGCCCAGUCGCGGAGGGCCCCCUCCAGGACAAUUCAGGGGACGCCCUAUGCCCCAAGGCAUGAGAGGACGGGGAGCUUAUUCAGGUCGUGGGAGACCAUUACCAGUGCGCCCCGCGUCGCCAUUACCUCCAAACGUGCCCACAGGUCCCCGUAAUAAGAACAAGUACAAGGACAUCGAUGGUAGUGCGCCGGCCGUGGAUGGUCUCGAUUAUGGGGGUGGAGGCGGGAUAAAAGAAGGCGGAAGGGGAACCCCAGAUGUAGAUGAAAGAAGCAGUAGAAACGAAGGAGCUCUCCAGGGCUCGAUGAAGGCAGGGGCCCAAAACGAAGAUAGUCCCUGA
Molecule: messenger RNA, 1638 nt
Organism: Fibroporia radiculosa
Lineage: Eukaryota; Fungi; Basidiomycota; Agaricomycetes; Polyporales; Fibroporiaceae
Exons: 8
Coding region: 1-1638 (545 amino acids)
Biological process (GO): mRNA processing
Source: RefSeq, a predicted model, not a curated record